UCAUAUUUUCCCCACGUCAGCCAUGCCGAAAUAUAAUUUUUCUUUCCCCAAUAAUUCAUCAGCCCUAAGAAUUGAAUCCCCUCUCUCUGCAGCCCCCGUCUCCGCUUGUCGUCGCUCCCGCUAGCCCUGCCACCGCCGCCCAGUUGUUUUGGUGUGAUGAGCAAGAACUCUGAUCGGCACGUUCCUGAUUCAGUGCUGGAUGAGAAUAACGAUGAGAUCAAGUGGGAGGUGAAGCCCGACAGCAUGCUCAUCCAGAAGCAAGAGGAUGAUGUUGGCAAUGACAGCUCUGCCACUACUCAAGGGCCAAUGAUCAAACUCAUAGUCUCCUACCUCCACGGCCCUACCCGUCAUGAGGUCCAUGUCCCUGCCCAAUCUACUUUUGGGGAUAUAAAGAAUGCUCUAGCACAGAAAACUGGUUUGGAGCCUAAAGACCAAAGACUUAUGUUCAGAGGAAAAGAGAAAGAGGACGAGGAGCACCUGCACAUGGCAGGUGUAAAGGAUAGGUCAAAGAUUUUGCUUUUGGAGGACACUGCAAGCAAAGUGAGGAAGCUUGAGGAGAUGAGAAAAAGUGAUCAGAUAGCAAAAGCAUCUGAAGCAGUUGCAGAAGUCAGAGCAGAGGUUGAUAAGAUCUCAGAAAGGGUGGCUGCCUUGGAGGUGGCUGUGGAUGGUGGGACCAAAGUUGAAGAGAAGGAAUUUUUAGUCUCAAUAGAGUUGCUCAUGAAACAGUUACUGAAGUUGGAUAGCAUCGAGGCUGAAGGAGAAGCGAAACUGCAGCGGAAGGCUGAGAUGUUCUUGUUGUCUAUAUUUCGUUCACAACAAUGAAGACCAAAGAGAGACCUGCACCAAUCUAAUGUUUUGGUGUAUUCCAUGUAAUUGUAAAUUGGGCUGCCAGGAAUUAUAUUACUUCCAAUCUUCAUCCCCCUCUCUAUAUCUCUCACUUCAUGCGCUUAAGCUAAACUAUAUGCAUGCCUAUUAUAUGUGUGCUACUUGUAAAGCAUAUACUUUAUUUGCAUUUUUUACUUUCGCCAUUUUGCAUCAUAACGGUCUCCCAGGAAACUAGAUGAGACAUUUGUAGUUAUGUCUUCAUGUUCUGGUGUGGUUACUGUCCAUGUCUUAUUUCAACUUUUCAUAACUAUGAUAGAUCUCUCAAUUUUGCACUAGGAGUUUCCUUGGAUUAUGACAUUCUUCUUGUGGGUGGGGUUGUGUAUACAGGGUUUUAUUGCCCAAGGGUGGGUCCACAGGGCCCUGCUUUGGUGAGGUUCCACACCAUUAAAAUAAAACAGCUUACUUGAUUAUCAUGUUA
Messenger RNA from Juglans microcarpa x Juglans regia, 1303 nucleotides. Its product is annotated as BAG family molecular chaperone regulator 4-like. The record is from RefSeq and is a predicted model, not a curated record. Bases 157 to 822 code for a protein of 221 amino acids. The transcript is spliced from 5 exons. Gene Ontology annotation, molecular function: protein-folding chaperone binding; adenyl-nucleotide exchange factor activity. Lineage: Eukaryota; Viridiplantae; Streptophyta; Magnoliopsida; Fagales; Juglandaceae. Gene Ontology annotation, cellular component: cytoplasm. Gene Ontology annotation, biological process: protein stabilization.